AUGCAAACAAUAACGUUAACCCAGUCGGUGCGGUACUUGCAUGUACAGAGGCAGAGCGAGAGGAGGGUCCUCACUUGUGGAGCAUUGAGACAGAAUCCGGAGAUACGCUUGGAUGAAUAUGUUAUACCGAUGGAGUGUCGAGAUGAGAGGAUGCGCGCAGAGGAGAAGGUUGAGAUGGUUUGUGGUUCUGCUACGGCCGCCGUGGAGGUCAGUCGUGGACCAUUCUGCGGGAAGGCUGAUGCUACUGUAAGAGGUUUUUCCGCAUAA
Molecule: messenger RNA, 267 nt
Organism: Perkinsus marinus ATCC 50983
Lineage: Eukaryota; Perkinsozoa; Perkinsida; Perkinsidae
Exons: 3
Coding region: 1-267 (88 amino acids)
Source: RefSeq, a predicted model, not a curated record